AUGACUUCAUCCUCACUAAGAGUUGGCUGGUAUGGCCUUGGAUCGAUGGGCCUAGGAAUGUCCCUCAAUCUCCAAAAAUAUCUCCAGAGCAAUAAUUUGUCGCCACUUCGGUACAGCAAUCGCACUUUGUCGAAAGGCGAUAUUCUUCGUGAUGAGGGAGCCAUACCCGAAGAGAAGUUCGAAGAUGUUGUCCUGAAUUCGGACAUAAUCUUUACAAUGAUCUCCGUUGACGAUGUUCUACUUGACCUAUUUAACAAGGCACUGGUCGCAGGCGAUUCAUUGAAAGGCAAGAUCUUUGUGGACACUUCUACUAUUCACCCAGACACCUCAGAAUGGGCUACAUCGCGCCUCAGUGAAUAUGGAGCAGUGUUCAUAGCUGCUCCUGUGUUUGGUGCCAGCCCUGUGGCAGCCGCCGGGAAGCUGAUCUUUGCAGCAGCUGGACCUGUCACAGCAGUUGAGACAAUCAAACCUCUUAUCAUGAACGUCAUGGGACGCAGCAUCAUUGACAUGGGUGAAGACGUGCGAAAAUCCAGCCUUCUCAAAAUAUCUGGAAACAUUCUCGUUAUCAGUUUCAUGGAAGUGAUCGCUGAAGCGCAAGUUUUUGCCGAGGUGACAGGGAUUGGCAACCAACAGCUGGAAGAAUUCAUUGGGAAUAUGUUUGGUCCGGUGCUCGAAAGCUACUCGAAACGUAUUACUACUGGUUCGUAUGCACCGCCGCUGGACACAACUCCCGGAUUCUCAGCAGCCCUUGCAAGCAAAGACAUGAAACACGCCCUCUCCAUUGCCGCUAGUCAUUCAACUCGUCUUCCAACCCUUGAAGUUGCAUCGGGUCGUCUCUUGACAGCACGAGAAUAUGCUGGUGAAUGCUUGGAUAGUUCGGCCAUAUAUGGAACAGGGCGAAUGGAAGCGGGUCUAUCUUUUUGGAGCAAAAACAGUCGACAGGGAAACUGA
Molecule: messenger RNA, 951 nt
Organism: Penicillium coprophilum
Lineage: Eukaryota; Fungi; Ascomycota; Eurotiomycetes; Eurotiales; Aspergillaceae
Product: NAD(P)-dependent oxidoreductase
Exons: 4
Coding region: 1-951 (316 amino acids)
Molecular function (GO): NADP binding; NAD binding; oxidoreductase activity, acting on the CH-OH group of donors, NAD or NADP as acceptor
Source: RefSeq, a predicted model, not a curated record